Messenger RNA from Colletotrichum spaethianum, 3888 nucleotides. RefSeq lists its product as uncharacterized. The coding region runs from base 1 to 3888 and encodes 1295 amino acids. Gene Ontology annotation, cellular component: cytosol. The record is from RefSeq and is a predicted model, not a curated record. NCBI's taxonomy places the organism in Eukaryota, Fungi, Ascomycota, Sordariomycetes, Glomerellales, Glomerellaceae. The transcript is spliced from 11 exons. Gene Ontology annotation, biological process: glutathione metabolic process. Gene Ontology annotation, molecular function: 5-oxoprolinase (ATP-hydrolyzing) activity.
AUGGGUUCAUUGGCAGGUCCUGUCGAGGGUAUCAGGAUAUCCAUCGACCGAGGCGGCACUUUCACAGAUUGCGUGGCGUCGGUGCCCGGCCAAGAUGAUAUCCUCGUGAAGUUGCUCUCCGUCGACCCAAGCAACUACCCCGAUGCUCCUGUCGAAGCGAUUAGAAGAGUCCUGGAGAAGGCGACAGGGAAGGAAUACCCAAAGGGCAAGAAGAUCUCUUUAAGAGGCGUUGAGUCCAUCAAGAUGGGAACAACAGUCGCCACAAACGCUCUCCUUGAAAGAAAAGGGGAGCGCACAGUCUUUGCCGUGACUAAGGGUCUCAAGGACCUGCUUCACAUCGGCAACCAAUCGAGACCGAAGCUCUUUGACCUUGCCAUACGCAAGCCUGAUGUGCUUUACUCCAAAGUCAUCGAGAUUCCAGAGCGAGUGACGCUGGAGGCAUGGUCGGAAAAUAACAAGCCCGAUGUCAUCGACAUUUCUUCAGAUCCCGCCCUGGUGACUGGUGUCACCGGUGAGGCCGUCAGGGUACUGGAGCCCUUGGACCUCGAAGCCUCAAGAAAGGCUCUACAAGAGGCAUACGACGAAGGCUACCGCUCCAUCGCUGUCUGUCUCAUGCACAGCUACACCUUCCGCGACCACGAGGCAGCGAUCGCAAAACUUGCCGCCGACAUUGGCUUCACUCACAUCUCCCCCAGCGCAGAGCUGUCGCCGGUCGUCAAGAUUGUGCCGCGCGGUAACUCGUCCACGGCGGACGCGUACCUUACCCCCGAGAUCAAGCGCUACAUUGCCGGGUUCGAGUCUGGCUUUGAGGAUCUGGCCACCAGUGGCUGCCGGUGCGAGUUCAUGCAGAGCGACGGUGGUUUGGUGGAGUUCUCUGGCUUGUCCGGUCUGAGAGCCAUCCUCUCUGGACCUGCUGGCGGUGUUGUGGGGUACGCAAGAACGUGUUUUGAUGAGACAGACAAGACACCUGUGAUCGGCUUUGAUAUGGGUGGAACGAGUACCGAUGUCUCGAGAUAUGCCGGAGAACUUGAGCAGGUGUUUGAGACAACGACGGCCGGAGUCAUGGUCCAAACUCCUCAGUUGGACAUCAACACCGUCGCAGCUGGCGGUGGUAGUAUUCUCAGCUGGCAGAGCGGCAUGUUCAAGGUCGGCCCCGAGAGCGCAUCAGCCCACCCUGGCCCGGCUUGCUACAGAAAGGGCGGUCCUCUAACCGUCACGGAUGCCAACGUCGUCCUCGGUCGCGUGCGCCCCGAGUUCUUCCCCAAGAUCUUCGGCCCCAACGAGGACCUGCCCCUAGAUGUCGACGCCAGCAGAAGUCUGUUUGAGGAGCUCACGGCAAGCAUCAACAAGGAUGAGAACACGAGUCUCAGCGUGGAAGAAGUUGCCGCAGGCUUCCUCGACGUUGCAAACGAGUCCAUGUGCCGCCCAAUCCGCACCCUCACCGAGGCAAAAGGUUACGACGCCGGCCUGCACAACCUCGCUUCCUUUGGCGGCGCCGGCGGCCAGCACGCCUGCGACAUUGCAAAGACGCUGGGAAUCUCCCGUGUCCUCGUGCACAAAUACUCCUCCGUUCUCUCUGCAUACGGCAUGGCCCUCGCCGAUGUCGUCAAUGAAGAACGCAGCCCCUGCGCACUGACUUACAGCGAAGCCAACCUACCCAUCUUCGCCGCCGAGCUCGACAGUCUCGUGGCAAAAGCCAGCGACGUUCUGCUGAUGCAGCGCAUCCCUCAAGAGCGCAUCGUCUCAGAGAGGUACCUCAACAUGCGCUUCCAGGGCAGCGACACCCCGCUCAUGAUCCAGGAGACGACGCAGCCUGGCGGGUAUCUCAAGGCGUUCAAGGACGAGCAUCAGAAGCAGUUCGGUUUCCUGCCUAUUGGCCGCGACGUAAUAAUCGACGACUACCGUGUGCGGGCCAUCGGCAAGACGACGGUGCAGCUCCCCACCCCCUGGCCCAAGGAGCUUGCCUCUGCGGAGGCUAAGGCGGCGCCGCCGGCCAAGACCACAAAACAGGUCUACUUCAAGGGUCUAGGCUGGUCCGAGACGCCGGUAUACGGACUUGCCACCCUGACUCCUCACACCAAGAUCACUGGUCCGGCCUUGAUCAUGGACGAUAAGCAGACCAUUGUUGUCAUCCCCGACGCAUCGGCAACGGUGCUUUCCGAGACGGUCGUCAUUGACGUCGCCGUCGGCACCAAGGAGACCAUCUCCACAACAACGAUCGACCCGAUCCAGCUGUCCAUCUUUGGGCACCGAUUCAUGGGUGUUGCGGAACAGGCCGGACGGGCAUUGCAGAAGACGAGCGUGAGCACGAACAUCAAGGAGAGACUUGAUUUCUCAUGCACUGUUUUCUCGCCUGACGGUGGGCUUGUGGCGAAUGCGCCACACGUGCCUGCGAUGAUCGGGAGCAUGGCAUUUGCCGUCAAGUGGCAGAUUGACUACUGGGGAGACAACCUCAAGCCUGGCGAUGUUAUUCUGUCUAACGCACCUGUCUGCGGCGGCACCCAUCUUCCCGAUCUCACGGUCAUUACUCCUGUCUUUGAUGCAGAGGGCAAGAAGAUCAUCUUCUGGACCGCUUCAAGAGGCCACCAUGCGGAUGUCGGCGGUAUUUUGCCCGGCUCAAUGCCCCCCAAUUCCAAAGAGCUCUGGGAAGAAGGCGCAGUCAUCAAGGCCUUCAAGGUCGUUGAGGGUGGUGUUUUCAAGGAGAAGGAGGUCACAGACUUGUUGAUGGCACCCGCAAACUAUCCAGGCUGUUCCGGUACGAGAUGUCUGCGUGACAACAUCUCAGACAUUAAGGCUCAGGCCGCGGCCAACCACCGAGGAAGCCAGCUCAUUCACUCCCUGAUUGAGGACUACGGCCUUGACGUCGUUCAGUUCUACAUGGAGGAAAUACAGGGCGCAGCCGAGCGCGCCGUCCGCGAUAUGCUCAAGACGAUCCACAAGCGCACAGCCGGAAAGCCCCUUACAGCCAUUGACUACAUGGACGACGGCACGCCCAUCCAGCUCAAGGUGACCAUUGACCCGACCACUGGCGGCGCCGUCUUCGACUUCAACGGCACCGGCCCAGAGGCCUACGGCAACUGGAACGCGCCCAUUGCUAUCUGCAACUCGUCCAUCAUCUUCGCGCUGCGCUGCAUGGUCGACGCGGAGAUCCCGCUCAACCAGGGUGCAAUCCGGCCCAUUGACGUACAAGUUCCCGAGGCGUCGCUUCUGAAGCCCACCGAGUACGCCGCCGUGUGCGCGGGCAACGUGCUGACAUCGCAGCGUGUGGUGGAUGUCAUCUUCAAGGCGUUUGGCGCGGCCGCUGCGAGCCAGGGGUGCAUGAACAACCUGACGUUCGGCACAGAUGAUCCCGAGACUGGGUUCGGGUACUACGAGACUAUCUGCGGCGGCGCGGGCGGUGGGCCGACGUGGGACGGUGUCAGCGGUGUGCACACCAACAUGACGAACACGCGUAUCACGGACCCGGAGUCGUUGGAGAGGCGAUACCCGGUGAUACUGAGGCAGUUUUGUCUGAGAGAAGGCAGUGGUGGAAAGGGAGCGCAUACUGGCGGUGACGGCAUCAUCAGAGACAUCGAGUUCGGCAUCCCGAUCAAGGUCAGCAUCCUCAGCGAGCGACGGGCGUUUGCGCCGUAUGGCAUGGCUGGCGGCGAGGACGGGCAGAGGGGCCGCAAUGUGUGGGUCAAGAAGAGCGGGCGUGUUGUGAACCUCGGCGGUAAAAACACCGCCAGGAUGGAGGCGGGUGAUCGCAUCAUCAUCAUGUCGCCUGGUGGUGGUGGCUAUGGAAGGCCGGAGGACAGGGUUGAAGGAGAAAAGAAACAGGUAAAUGGGUUUGUGGGUGUGGCAAACGGCACGGUGGAUAUGAUUCAGAGCAUGGGAGAGUCCGCAUAA